UACCUAUACGUCGAUACCAUUUUAGAGAUAUGAUAUCUUAUCACCAAGCAUGGUAUCUUACGAUUGCGAGACACGAAGAUUAGAAGAUUAAUUAAUAGUCCUAUCUAUUACAAGUGACCAUUGCGAAAAUUAUAUCCACACGCGAGAUCAUUGCCAGCGUCAAAGGCCAAGGUUCGGAGGAAUCAGCCCCUGGAUAUGGCUUCCGGCACUAAGACUAGAUCCGCCAAAACAUAGCCGUAGAGAUGCUCAGCUAGGAAUAGCAUACAGUUAUUACUUUAAACCAUAGUUUCGUUUAUCAUAACCCAAGGAACCUCUUCACUGAUCUCCGCCUGGUGCUUACGAUUCUUCGUACUCAACAGUAUUUUGCAGAGUUCUCUGCAUAGAUCGGUAGGAUGUAUCCUCUACAGGACUACCUUCCUAUCCAUAUUCCUUUACCUAUUACUAUCCUCGCUACUAUUGCUGUCUCUAUCUUGGUAUUACGGAGUCAAACAAUACAGACAUGUUUUAAGUCCUUACUUUCUGGCGUAAUUAACACAAUACUUUCGAACCACUACAAAAUUAGACAUGUUGAGAAUGGCUCUCAUCUGCCAUCACUUCCAUACGUUUUCCCCAAUGGUCAAGGAAAUGUCGAGAAAUUCCUGAACGGGCGCGUGAAUAGCGCCAAGUGGGAGAGCGAGUAUGGGAGUCUUUAUCGCCUAUGGUCUGGGAUAAAGGGUGAGGUUGUCUUGACCAAGCCAUCUCACGUAGAGCUCGUGUUUCGCGACUCUCACACCCAUAUCAAAGCGCACGCUAAUGAUAGCGGGUACCUCAUGGAGCGCCUUCUCGGCUCCUGUCUUGGUCUCAUCAGCGGCUCGUCCUGGAGCGCCGUUAAGGCCGGUGUCGAAGCGCCUUUUCUGCACCGCUCGGCGAGCAAGUAUGUCGCCGAUGUGCAAGACUUCACCAAGAAAUACAUGAACACUCUGAGCGCAAAGAGCGGUUUGCUCCGGGAGCAUGGAAAGUUGCACCCUGUGCGCGACCUAAAACUGCUUCCGUUCCUUUUCGUCGCGAGAGUCGUAUAUGGGCCGCUGGACGCGGGAUUGGAACGGGAACUUCGGGAUCUGAUCCCGGAUAGGGAGGAUUUAUUCAAAAGCGUGAUUAGCGGAGGCAUCACUAGAUUCCGCAUAGCACAAUUCCUUCCUCUACCAGCUGUGCGCGCCCUUCACUACUUUAAACAGCGCUGGGCCGACUGGAACGACCGAGCAUAUGCGCAUGCUCUCAAUUUCAAGGAAGCUGGAGAAGCGUCUAUCAUUAAGAUGUACGAAGCUGUUGAGAAAGGUAGCAUGUCGCGUGAGGAGCUCCUGCAGACUCUCGACGAGAUGAUGUUCGCCAACAUCGACGUGACUAUGGGCGGCAUGUCGUGGACCCUCGUGUUCCUUGCAACGCAUCCCGGUGUGCAGAAAGCAUUGCGCAGUGAGAUACGCGCACAUUCGAUGGAUGCAGCGACGCGGAACGCUUACCUCCUCUCAUCGUGGACGACGACGCCAACUCUCCUCGGAGCGUGUAUCCUCGAGUCUGCACGCUUGCGUCCGCUUGCCGCAUUCUCCACACCCCAGGCCUGUCCGACGCCGCGUAUCCUCGACGGUUACGAAGUACCCGCCGGUACUAACUUCGUCGUCGACUCGUACGCACUAAACAUCCGGGACCCGUUCUGGGGUGAAGAUCGGGAGAGAUUUCGGCCGGAACGGUGGCUCGAGCGUCAGAAGAGCGGCCGAGACUUGAGAUAUCGGUACUGGCGGUUCGGAUUCGGGCCACGCACCUGUCUAGGGAAAAAUGUCGCAGAGUUGGUACUGAGGAGCGUGGUAGUUGAAAUUUUAGAGAAUUGGAGUAUCUCGUUAGAUGGUAAGACGAAGCAACAAGGCGAAGAGAAGAAGGUUGCUGAUGAGGAGAAUAUGGAUUGGCCGUGGGAUGAUGAGAUGUGGAUUCAUCAUCCGGAUCUUUUGCUGAGAUGCGAGCCUACGACAGAAUAACCUACGAGAAUUUCAAGUAGGUUAAAAAGGUGCGCAUUGUGUUAGUUGUAACUUAUGAGCUAUUCAUAUGGUACCUAUAUAAUUGAAUGUGG
Molecule: messenger RNA, 2098 nt
Organism: Daldinia caldariorum
Lineage: Eukaryota; Fungi; Ascomycota; Sordariomycetes; Xylariales; Hypoxylaceae
Product: putative cytochrome P450 oxidoreductase GliC-like protein
Exons: 3
Coding region: 393-2006 (537 amino acids)
Molecular function (GO): oxidoreductase activity, acting on paired donors, with incorporation or reduction of molecular oxygen; heme binding; monooxygenase activity
Source: RefSeq, a predicted model, not a curated record